AUGUCCUUUAGAAAUUUAGACUCCACAAAAGACAAAAAUCAGUAUAAUAAAAUACAGAAUUCAAUGAGAAAGAAAAUCAAAGUCUGUGAACUUUCCAAUUUGUAUAAGAAAAUUGAAUUAGGAACGUUUGACACUUCAAAUAAUCCAGAGAUAUUCGUUAAAGAAAAACGGUACCACCCAGCUCGAUACCCCAAUUGGGAAUAUACAAACACUUCAACAAUAACAGACAGAAUUUAUAUAUUAAGAAAAGAAGGUUCUUCUGACACACCGGUGUCCCCCGAUGUCUCUGGCUUCUAUUCUUUUCGAAAAGAAGUGAUUUGUGGUAACCAAAGUAUUUACAAGAGUGAAAAAAGUUACUUAGGCAAGACAUAUUACCUCUACAAGAACAAUUCAAACUACUGGACAUUAUCAACCCGUUUUGACUGUGGUGUCCCGACACAGAGUGACGGUGCAUAUUGGACAAUAAAAAGGACGAACAUGGCUGGUGUUUUGAAUCCAGUCGAUUCAUCUGGUGCAAAAGGGAAAUACAUGUUACAAGAGAGCAAUGCAAUAUUCAGAGGAAAUAUUUGA
Molecule: messenger RNA, 570 nt
Organism: Entamoeba invadens IP1
Lineage: Eukaryota; Evosea; Mastigamoebida; Endamoebidae
Exons: 1
Coding region: 1-570 (189 amino acids)
Source: RefSeq, a predicted model, not a curated record